GACAGUCAACAGGUAUGCGCAUGCGCCUAAGAGGAUUUGUAUUUUUCAAUAUGGCGGCUCUGAGGCCCUCUCAACUAUUUCAGACUUGUAAAGCGCAUAAAACACUUUUGAGAAACUUUUCUAGGUUUAGGGGUAAACGUAGUGCAUCAUUAUCGAUUGUGGCAACAGGUUUUACUACUGCAGCAUUUGUUUCUUUUUACCAGUGGCAGAAAAAGUACAAAACAAGAGGUGUCAUACCAAUUUUGCUGGCGAAAGAGGAUGAGGAAGCUGGUCAGAAGCCGACACCUCGAUCGUUGACCUACAGAGAGAUGAGGUUCCUACAGUUUGCCUCGGUUCAGUACAAUGGACAGAUUUAUAUGACACCUCAGGAUUUCUUAGAAUCAGUCACAGAGGAGGUGCCAAGACCUCGAAUAGGAACAACAAAUCUCACUGAUAAAGAUAUGGAACAGUGUUUAAAACAUACACCCUCCAGAAGAAAGGGAGACAAUAAAUUGUUUAGAAAACUCCAUGACAAAGGCGUUAUAUCUUACACAGAAUACCUCUUCCUUCUUUGUGUUCUAACAAAACCAAAGUCUGGUUUCCGGAUAGCAUUCAACAUGUUUGAUACAGAUGGUAACCAGAUCGUGGAUAAAAAAGAAUUUUUAGUUUUGGAAUCAUUCUUCGCUCUGCCCCCACAGGAACGUAAAUUUGUUCCUCGACCACGUGCCAAAUUGCAGGCAAUUUUAGAUUUGGAAGGUGUGUUUAGUAACCAGCAACAAGAUACAGCACAAGCUAUUACACGUAAAGAUUCUCCCGCUAUAAAAGGAACAAUGGGUCAUGUUUUAGUAGAAGCUUUCUUACGGAAUUUAGAGCCCAUACCAGAUACAACAUUGUUGAUUCACUUCUUCGGACCUAAAGGAAAUGAUACAAUGCAGUAUGAUGAUUUCAGCAGGUUUAUGGAGAAUUUACAGGCUGAAGUAAUAGAGUUAGAGUUCAUGGAGUUCUCUAAAGGUUUGAAGACUAUAUCUGAGGAAGACUUUGCUAGAAUAUUACUACGUUAUACAAUGUUAGAUAAGUCUGAUGUGGAAGCAUCCGUGGAGAGAGUUAGAAGUAGAAUUCCAACAGAAAAGGGGAUUACCUUUGAAGAUUUCCAACAGUUUUGUCACUUUCUGAAUAACUUAGAUGACUUUACAAUAGCCAUGAAGAUGUACACAUAUGCUGAUAAAUCUGUGUCAGAAGAGGACUUCCAGAGGGCUGUUAUGGUGUGUACUGGUCAAACAUUAAGUACACAUUUGGUCAAGACUGUGUUCCAGAUCUUUGAUUCUGACGGAGAUGGACAUCUAAGUCAUAAGGAAUUUAUUUCUAUUAUGAAAGACAGAUUACAUAGAGGAUCAAGGUCCCACCUGAUGCACACACAGGACACAUGGAGCACUUAUAAAACCUGUAUCAAGAACGAGAUGAAAUCUUACUGAUGAUUGAGCAACAAAAAGAUAGAAGCUAGAGAAGGAGCAGAGAGAACCCAUAUUAUAGAACUAUUAUUACAUAGAUUUCUACAAAAUGUCCCAUUGAAAGGGAAUAAAUAGAGAUUUAGAAUAUGAAAUAUAUUGUUCCAUAGAUUUCUAUGACAGGAUAUUAUGUACAAACAGAUAUAUGGAGGUUUCAUAUAAAACAUCUGUUAGUUUAUUAAGUCAUAUAUAUGUAUAAAAAAAUCUCAAUAUCUGCAGACUAUGUGAUAAUGUUACAAAUAGUUGUAUAUUUUUAAAAUAUUACAUGUUAUAACUAUUUGUUGCAGCCUGAGUUUGAUUCUUCUUGCAUUAAAGAUAAUUAGAUCUGAAAUAUUUACGCUAGAAGAACGUAUUUUGUGGCAUUUAUCAGAAGUCUAUCAAUGGCCAUUUGUUACUUUUAAAUGUUCAUUUAUCUAUAUAUUUGUCAGUAUAUUGAGUUAAUAGUCCUAAUUCUCUUUCUGUUCGGAUUGUAUUGUAUGAUUUCUCUGAUUUAUGUUCUGAAAACUUUAAUUUAUUUAUUUGCCACCACCACUUUAGGUUAAACAUUGUACUAGCAUAUCAUAUCAUAUGUUACAUAGAAAUUUGCUUUGUUUUGGUGUACCAGUUUUAUUGUGUUGAAAGGCAAUACUAACCUUGCUUUCAAUUUCGAAAAGUUUUCUGAAAGCAAGAACAUAUGGAAAUUUAGUGUGAGUAAAUGAUCAGAAAAUAUAAAUAUGCACUUCUGAUCUUUGCCUGAAAAGUCAAAAGUGUUUUUAACAAGAAAAAACCUACUACGUAUCAAAACCAUGCCCUUGGAAAUUUAAAUAGUUUUAUCAAUUAUGAAACAAGUCUUAACAAUAUCCUUAACCUGUUGUAUAUGUUAGUGUCAGUACUUUUAUACACACUUUUCUUGUCAUUGUAGUUAAAUCCGAUACAUGGAACUGGACUAUUUAUGUCAUAUCCUAACUAUAUUUAUAAGAAACUGUUGAUUUAAUAUGUAUGUGUUUGUGCUUUUCUAUUGGUCUUUAUGAAUGUAGCUAUUUCCAGUUGACUAAUUUACUGAUUCUAUAAACAUGGUCUUUGUUUAAAAAACAAAUACAGCAAUUAGGAGAGUUUUAUGUGUUAUAAUUUAAGUUUAUAUGAUAUACAUUUUUAUUGUUAAUUCUGAAUAAUAUUUUACAAAGUUUUUUUAAAUAAAAUAUUUCUUAUAGUUA
Messenger RNA from Mytilus trossulus (common blue mussel), 2677 nucleotides. Its product is annotated as calcium uptake protein 3, mitochondrial-like. NCBI's taxonomy places the organism in Eukaryota, Metazoa, Mollusca, Bivalvia, Mytilida, Mytilidae. The transcript has 13 exons. The record is from RefSeq and is a predicted model, not a curated record. Gene Ontology annotation, biological process: calcium import into the mitochondrion; mitochondrial calcium ion homeostasis. The coding region runs from base 15 to 1451 and encodes 478 amino acids. Gene Ontology annotation, cellular component: uniplex complex. Gene Ontology annotation, molecular function: calcium ion binding.